Messenger RNA from Physcomitrium patens, 896 nucleotides. Its product is annotated as nascent polypeptide-associated complex subunit alpha-like protein 1. Lineage: Eukaryota; Viridiplantae; Streptophyta; Bryopsida; Funariales; Funariaceae. The record is from RefSeq and is a predicted model, not a curated record. Gene Ontology annotation, cellular component: nascent polypeptide-associated complex.
GGACACUUUUUGUGUUUUGGAGCUCCACCCCCAUCGGCUCUCUUUUGCUGCUGCUGCCAAGCCCGCUGCAUCAUCAGGCCAUUUUCAUACUCCCUCAUUCACCAUGACAGCACAGAGUGCAGAGGACUUGGCCACCGUGCUGGAGCAGCAGAAGAUCCACUCAGAUGAGCCCACCAUAGAGGACGCCAAGGACGACGACGACGAUGAAGACGAUGAUGACGACGAGUUUGACGCCCUUGAUGGAGACGAUGGUCAUGGCGAAGGUGAAGAUGAUUCAGCUGCGGGUGGUAAGUCCAAGCAGAGCCGUGGUGAGAAGAAGAGCAGGAAGGCCAUGCAAAAGCUUGGCAUGAAGCCCGUGACUGAAGUCACACGGGUUACUAUCAAGAAGAGCAAGAAUAUCCUCUUUGUGAUCUCGAAGCCUGAUGUGUUCAAGAGCCCUGCAUCAGACACUUACGUAAUCUUCGGCGAGGCAAAGAUUGAGGAUUUGAGUUCUCAAUUGCAGAGCCAAGCAGCUGAGCAGUUCAAGGUGCCAGAGGCUGCCAACUUUGAGGCCAAGUCUGCUCCCUCUGCUGCGGCUGAAGCUGACGAUGAGGGAGAUUUUGAUGAAACAGGCGUGGAGCCUAAGGAUAUUGAGUUGGUUAUGACACAGGCCGGAGUUUCACGUGCCAAGGCUGUCAAAGCCCUUAAGUCAACUGAUGGAGAUAUUGUUAGUGCUAUUAUGAACCUUACAGGUUAAGAUAUUAUGGUUUGUCCUGAUCUUUGCAGUAAGAGACCGGGUGUAAGCUGAAUUAUAUUGUCACAAUGGAUAGUUGUAUUCCGAGAUGCAUCUUGGUGCCCGUAAUGAAAAACGAAGCGACUUCUUCUACAUUUGAGGACUCUUCCGUUCUCCACUUAAA